CAGUUACACAACUGCACUGUUCAACCCACCUUGGUUCAUCAUAUAAACUCGCAUCUCACAGCGCUGCAGUGCACACUGCUUCCACUUGUUUGCCACGACAGCAAGCAAACAACUGACCACAUCCAGCGGGAACCAUGCAGUCUGCCGACGCCAAAUUCAAGAGAAACAGCCUGUUCCUGGCUCUGAGACGAUACAGCUCAGCCGUCAGUGAAAUGGAGCAGACCAUUCUUCUGCCAAGCCUGCUGAGAGACAUGCCCUCAGACGAGGUGUGGGACUGUGAAGCUGCAGAAGAGACCUGCAAAGACCUGUUCAGCAACUACUUGAUGCUCAAAGCCAUACGGACCACAGUGGAGAGUGGCCUAAUUCGCCUGGACGAUCACAAGGCCAAAAACAACAUAGCACUAAACAAGACCCUGGAGCCUCUCUUGGACACAGAUCCUGAAGCCCUCUUCCACUUCCACGUGAGAGGACUGUUUUCUGUGAUGAGUGACCUCACCAAGAAGACGCAGACUCUCACUGAGAAAUACAUGGACAUUAUUGGGAUAGCAAAUUAGUCACAAAACCUAAGAUAUGUGGACAUCUGUUUUUAAGAGAGUCAUCUAAGACACCCAACCAUUGCAAAUGUCUGAAAUGUUUACAUUCAGUGACCCCAGACAAACCUAAUGAAUAAGGAAUAAAUAUACAUUGUCAAAAUUAA
Molecule: messenger RNA, 697 nt
Organism: Maylandia zebra (zebra mbuna)
Lineage: Eukaryota; Metazoa; Chordata; Actinopteri; Cichliformes; Cichlidae
Gene: thrsp
Product: thyroid hormone responsive
Biological process (GO): regulation of lipid biosynthetic process
Cellular component (GO): cytosol
Source: RefSeq, a predicted model, not a curated record